Molecule: messenger RNA, 3360 nt
Organism: Dentiscutata erythropus
Lineage: Eukaryota; Fungi; Glomeromycota; Glomeromycetes; Diversisporales; Gigasporaceae
Source: the annotation of a GenBank genome assembly
AUGGAAGCAACAAUUAUAAUUCCAGAAACUAUGUCUAGCGUAUCUUGCGUUGACGCAAGUUACAGAUUAAUUGAUGAAAUAAAACAUAUCACUAUAAACCUUAGAAAUAAAAAAAUUUUUGACCCAAUUAUUCACCCUUCAUCAGAGACUGUUCGAACCUUGCAUUAUGCAAAGAAUGAAGUUGAAUCAUAUUCUCAACAAUAUGAGGAUGCCUUUAAUAAAUAUAAGGUUUCGUUAGAAAAUGUAAAAGAAUUCGCGAAAGAAAUAGGGGAUAUCGAAAAGAGUCACUAUUUCUUUUAUCCGUAUAGGCACGUGAAAGAAAAAUAUGAAAAAUUGUUAAAGGAACAUGAAAACUGCGAAAAAAUAUUACAUCCAAUUCUAAUUAAAAUCAUAAUGAACAAACAAGAACGUCAACAGGAAGAUAUUAUGAAUUUUCAUAAGGUUUUAAAAACCAUUCCGGGUGAUAUUAAAAGUGAGAAGAUUAUCCAAAUAGAAAAGAUAGUUCAAAAUUUAAUCGAAAGAUCAGUUUUAGAUAUCAAUGUCCCACGUAUUGAUUCUAUAUUAUUAUUUGAUCCUCCUCAUGCUGACGAUUCGAAAAUAAAUCAUGAAAAUGAACCUGAUGGGAAGCCAGAAUGCGAUCUAGAUGAUUAUAAUGAAAAUCAUAUCUCGAAUCAUAUAAUGAGUAUUAUUAAUUGGUCAGCACCUGAAAUUAUGCAAAAUAAUGCCUUAUACACUCAAGAAUGUGAGGUUUUUAGCUUCAUAAUGCUUUUAUGGGAAUUGGCUUUCCAAAAGAUUCCCUAUGAAAACAUGAAUAAAGAAGAUAUUAUUGCUCAUGUUACACGGGGUCGUAGAGAAUCUCCAAAACUACCCUUUUUUACACUGGACUAUCUUAACAUUCAAAGAAAAUACCUAAGAAUCAUUGCAGAUGGAUGGGACGGUAAGCCAGAAAAAAGAAUUGGGUUGGAUGAAAUUCUACUGCGAUUUUCAGAAAUUGAAGCUGAGAUUAUUAAACUUAAGAGAAAUAAUUUGGGUUCUGAUGGACGCUCUAUAAAAACUAUUUCAAAUCCACCCACACCCAAGUUUAUCUCCGAUUACAAGCGGCAUUCAAUUCAUGUAAGACCAAAGGAAAGUUUAGCAUCGAAUUUGGAAAGUGUGAAUGAAGUAUAUACUCCAUAUACUAUGAAAACACAAGAUUCGUUCAUGAUCAGUCCAAAGACAUGGAAAAGACCAAGUAAUAUUGAACCAUCCAAUAUAGUUAAUCCGUUGCCACCGAGAUUGUCAAUAAUGUCAAACGUGGUUGAAGCACCAGACGACAUUUCAAAUUCCUCAGAAAAAUAUAAAGAAAUAAUAUCUAAACAAAAAGAAGAUGGUAGCAUUGGAUUGGAUGAUUCAGUAUGUAAUGAAUUAGACGUUCCCAAAAAAGAUAUUCUUAAUACGAUCAAAAAGAACAUUACUAACAAAAAACUUAAAUUACCAGAAUUUUCAUUAAGUUUUGAAACCGCUAUUAACCUCUCAUAUCUUAAAAAUGUUACAUCUCAACAUGAAAGUGUAUGGAGAGACAAAUAUAAUAAAGCCCGUGAAUAUCUUUCUAAACAAAUUGGGGAUACGGAUGCUGAAAAGGAAUUAUUAGAGUGUGUUGAUAAAUAUAUAGUCGAUAAAGCAACGGAUAAAGUGACUGAAAAACAUAAAGAAGAUAUAGUUACUACCAAAAAAGACGGAUCAUCAUUGUUCACGAAACUUAUUGGUCUUGGAACAGACAAAAACCACAAACAGGAUAAAGAACCAGAAAAGAAAAAUGAGUUUGAGAAAAAGAAAGAACCUGGAAAAAUAAAAGGCUUCUUUGGCAAGCUCGAGAAAGAAGAGGAACCUGAAGCGAAAGCAAGAAACUCUCCCACCAUCAGUAAAGACGAUCGUCAAGCAAAUAUUCUUACUGCAAUGGACAACGAGAAAGCUAUUCGUAAUAAUAAUCAAGAAAAUAUUUAUGCUCCAAAACUUGAUUCUACUGAAGAAGCACUUUAUGAAGACUUACGUUCCUCCGUUGAUGUAGACGUUGCUCGUAUAAUUUGCAAUACUCAGCGAGAAGACGGCUCCUUUACCCUAGAUUCUUCAAUAACCGACCAUCUCGAUAUAAAACUAGAGGAAGUUAUUAAAUCCCUUAAGCGGCUCGCUAUUAGUCCUAGACUUAGGGAAUGUGAUGACUCUGUUUGGCACACGGCUUUCACGAUCUAUUAUCUUAAGACUAUAAUAAUAAACUACGAAAAUGAAUGGCGAAAUGCUUAUGAUCGUGCUAGUAAAUGGCUAUUUAAGCAGAUAAAUGACACGAAAUUGGAGAAAGAAUUAUUUUCUGCGUGUAAACAAUACUUAAUUGAACAGGGCUACCGUAGUCUUUAUUCAACUAAAAAAGAUAUAGAAAGAUUCAAGAUCCUCAGACUUAAAGUCGACGACGAAACACGUAAAGCAGUUUUCGAUGAUUUACGUUCUAAUGACACAACAGAUCUGGCUCGUUCACUUUGCUCUUCACAAAUAUACAAUGGUUCAUUUUCUCAAAAUGCUUUAACAAUUUUGCAUCCAUUAAUUCCUUCACCGGCUAACGCUGUUGAAUCUCUUAAACGGUUUGUUAGUAGUACAAAACUCAGGACUUGUGUUGAUUCAAUUUGGUAUACGGCCUUUACAAUUUAUUACUUUAAAAAUGUUCUGAUAGACCAUGAAAAAGAAUGGCGCCAUGCAUAUGAUCGCGCCGGCGCCUGGAUAACUGAGCAAAUUGAUAAUGCAGGAGCAGAAAAGGAACUAUACUCUGCUUGUGAGCAAUAUUUGAUCCAACAAGGUGUUGAUUUUAUUAACAGUCAAAGUGGGAUCGAAGAAGAGUCUGAAGAAUCGUUCGAUGUUAUAGUGCUUCAGAUUAGCGAAGAAACGCGUAAAACUGUUCGUAAAAGUCUUCGCGAUUAUGUUACAGAGGAAGUCGCUCGAACACUUUGUAACUCUCAAGAACCCAACGGUUCGUUCACCCUACAUAAAUCAAUUUCUGACCAUCUUAGAAUUCCUUCAGUCGAUAAUGCCGUUAAGUCACUCAAGCCUUAUGUAGGAAGCUCGUUCUUGAGAAGCUGUGAUCCGUCUUUAUGGUGUACAGCUCUUACAAUCACAUAUUUAAGAACUGUAUUGGAUAAUUACGAGCAAGUAUGGAAACCUGCCUGUGAACGUGCAACAUCGUGGAUUAAUCAACAAUGUAAAAACCCUGAAAUGGAAGAAGAAUUGUAUUCUGCAUGUGAUCAAUUCUUAAUCAAACAGGGAAUCGAAGUCCUUAAUGAACAAAGUAGACAAUCACGAAGACAAUCAAUGAUUAAAGGAGAGAUGCUAAAUUAG